AUGGAGAAGUACCAAAAACUCGAAAAAAUCGGCGAAGGGACGUACGGCGUUGUGUACAAAGCCCAGGACCACACAGGGGAAAUCUCUGCGCUGAAAAAGAUCCGUCUCGAAGCGGAAGAUGAGGGCAUCCCUUCUACAGCGAUUCGGGAAAUUUCUCUGCUGAAGGAGCUUCACCAUCCAAACAUCGUUCGCCUACGGGAUGUGAUUCACACGGAUCGGCGACUCACGCUCGUCUUCGAGUACCUCGAUCAGGAUCUCAAAAAACUUCUCGACGUUUGCGAUGGGGGUUUGGAGCCGAGCACCACCAAGUCCUUUCUCUUCCAACUGCUCUGCGGGAUCGCGUACUGCCACGAGCACCGCGUCCUGCAUCGCGACUUGAAGCCACAGAACUUGCUGAUCAACCGCGAGGGCGCGCUAAAACUCGCCGACUUCGGCCUCGCUCGCGCCUUUGGCAUUCCGGUGCGCAGCUACACCCACGAGGUUGUCACGCUGUGGUACAGAGCCCCGGACGUCCUGAUGGGCUCGAAGACGUACUCCACGCCUGUCGACAUUUGGAGCGUCGGCUGCAUUUUCGCAGAAAUGGUGAACGGACGCCCGCUUUUCCCCGGAACUGGCAACGAAGACCAGCUGAUCAAGAUUUUCAAAGUUCUCGGCACGCCCCAGGUGUCGGAGCAUCCGCAACUUGCGGAACUGCCGCACUGGAACCGCGACUUCCCUCAGUUUCCUCCCCUCCCGUGGGAUCAAGUGGUUCCGAAGCUCGACCCUCUCGGGACGGAUCUGCUGUCCAGGAUGCUCCGCUUUGAUAGUAACCAGCGGAUAUCUGCGCGGCAGGCGAUGCAACAUCCUUAUUUCUCCGAUUUGCCGGACAACAUCAAACGCCUCGCGAACUUUCGGGGCGAAUAA
This is a messenger RNA of Neospora caninum, 903 nucleotides long. RefSeq names its product putative CMGC kinase, CDK family TgPK2. Gene Ontology annotation, molecular function: cyclin-dependent protein serine/threonine kinase activity; ATP binding. The record is from RefSeq and is a predicted model, not a curated record. Gene Ontology annotation, biological process: protein phosphorylation. Bases 1 to 903 code for a protein of 300 amino acids. Lineage: Eukaryota; Apicomplexa; Conoidasida; Eucoccidiorida; Sarcocystidae. Gene Ontology annotation, cellular component: cytoplasm; nucleus. The transcript has 6 exons.